CCUUCAGGCUCUUUCAGUGGCUCUUGUUGAAACCGGCGCGUCCUUUUUCUUAAAACUCCCGACGUUGCCCUGCUUGUCGGUUCGUCCCAUCGGCGUCCCCCCCUUUUCUCCACAUAACGCGAAGCCUCAUUCUUCAAACGGCCAUAUCCACAUUGACCGAGGGAUUCAACGUCUUUUGAACAGGCCGUUUUCAGCCAAGGCGCAGCAGCAGCAAGGAGUUCUCCUCAAAGGCCACAUUGAGAGUAAUUCGGUCCAGCAUCGCGAGCAGCGAAACGAAAGGACCACAAACGUUUCAAGAGACAGGAAGAAACCCCUUCGACACAGGGAGAGUAGGAAGGAGAGAGAAGGAGAGAGAGCGAGCGAGAGAGAGAGAAACGGAGCGUCAACAAACGUACAAGAACACAUCAUGUCAACACCAGCUUAACGGCUCUCGUUGCCGCCAUCGAGCAGCCCAGCUUCCCCAAUCAUCCAACAAACAUGUCAUCAGACGUGAUCUUCGACAUCGUCUCGGCCACCAUCUGCGCCAUUCUCAUCCUCGUCCGCUGUGGAUACCGCCUGUUCUGGCGAUGCCGAGCCCACGAGACCUGCCACCGGACAUGGCACGCCGAUGAUGCCUAUAUGGCCUUCGCCCUCGUACCCCUCAUCGGCCGCACGACCUGCAUCUCGGUUUCCUUCUACCUCAACCCGACGCACACCUACGCCCGGGCUGCCGAAGAGGCCGCCGCCGCGCGCGGCAUCACUGUCGAGAGCCUCCAGGAGUACUACGUCAUCUCACACAAAUUGCUAAUCCCGGCGCGGAUAUUCUAUGCGUUGUUCCUGUGGUCUUUGAAGCUCUGCUUGCUCAACUUUUACUCCCGCUUCGUGGAUGUUUUCCACUGGGGCAAAGUUGCAACCACUGCCCUCUGGUGGUUUAUCGUCGUCACUUUCUUCGUUAUUUUGAUACCCACUCUUGCGGAAUGCAGGCCACUCGAUUUGAUGUGGUCUCCUGAUCCUACUGGCGCAAAUACCUGUCAUCGAGCGCUGGGAAACCUGAUUACGAUGGCUGUUUUCAACAUCAUUACCGAUGUCGCGCUCAUCAUCUUCCCCUUUCCCAUUCUUCGGCAUGUCAAGCUUGAUGGCAAAGUAAAAUUCCAGCUCAUUCUCUUGUUCAGCAUUGCGGGCCUUGUUGUCGUUAUCACCAUCAUGCGACUUCCCAUGAUACUGAACCAGGCAGUAUCGCAGAGAUCUCGCUCCAUGUGGGCCUCCAUCGAGAUACUCUGCGCCUGUGUCGUCGCAAACACGGCAUUCUUCUACGCCUUGUUGAAGGACUACCAGCGAGGCCACGACUCGCGUGUCGGGGGUUCGAGUUACGCUCAGCAACCCGACUACUACAUGCAAGCGAUCCCUUCGUCCGAUGCGCGCAAGGGUUCCUCGCGGUCGGACACGUUGGAUGUUCCUGAUUAUUGGUCGCGAGAGAGCAGAUCUAGCAGGUCCAGCAGUAUACCCAUGAUACCUUGAGCACGUUUACCGUGCACAUGAUUUAGGAGUUAAGGAAAAUCUCAAUCAGGCGUUUGUGAUGCCGUGC
Colletotrichum destructivum is the source of this 1564-nucleotide messenger RNA. RefSeq lists its product as uncharacterized. The record is from RefSeq and is a predicted model, not a curated record. The transcript is spliced from 6 exons. Bases 478 to 1497 code for a protein of 339 amino acids. Lineage: Eukaryota; Fungi; Ascomycota; Sordariomycetes; Glomerellales; Glomerellaceae.